UGAAGCUUGUCAAAACGUAAUAGCAUUUGGGGAGUUGGGUCACAGCCCACACAAGGCCACAAUUGCUUAAUUCCUCGCUAGCAUCUACGGUUUUCAUCCCUAACCUCUCUGUCUGCUCCCCUUUCUCUCUCUGUUUGAUCAACAAUUCUUGAACUAACAGCUUUGGGAAGAAUGGGAGAUUCUGACUGCGGGGGUUGCAAGAAAAGGGAGGAAAAUAUAUACUGGUCUCACUUUCAAACGGUUCAGUUCUUUCAGAUUCUCUGUGGGCAUUACGAUCUUCAGCUCGCUAUUCCCCAAAAAUUUGCUGACAAUCUAAGAGAGAAGCUAGCAGAUUCGGUUUCCCUUAAAGGCCCGAGUGGUGCCAUAUGGAAUGUGGAUUUGGAAGCGGAGGGAGAUAAGCUGUACCUUAAGUAUGGUUGGAAAGAAUUCGUGGAAGAACAUUCUCUGCGCGAGAAUGAUGUCUUGGUGUUUAAAUAUAACGGGAAUUUACAGUUUGAUGUCACAAUGUUUGACGGGCUGACCUUAUGUGAGAAAGAAGCUUCGUAUUUUAUUAGACAUUGUGAACAUAGAGAACUCACUAUCCGAGCUAUUCCAAUAUCCGCCACUCCAAACAGCUACCAUGAGACAGCAGCCAACGAAUCCUCCUCACAUGAAGAGUUCGAAGUAACUGCUAGGAAAAACCCAGGAAAUGGUUUUGCAUCUAUUAACCAGAGUACUCAAGCUUACGGGAGGCCAAGGAAGAGGCCUAAGAGUAGAAACGGUGGACCAUCACACGUGUAUCCUCUUCAAUUGAAAUCGAACAGAAGGCCCGUGACUGAAGACGAGAAAGGCAAGGCUAUACAGGCAGCAUCUGCAGCAGCAGUUGGUGAUAGCUUCACGGUGGUUAUGCAAGAAUGCCACGUGUACAAGGGAUUCUUCUUGACAAUCCCGGCUGAGUGGGCAAGGAGUCAUCUUCCUCAGAAAAACAUCAAUGUGUCUCUGCAUGUAAACGAGAAGACAUGGCUGGCAAAAUGCUAUUAUAAAACUUCUAGUCAUGGACUGGCGGGUUCUGGGUGGAAAAACUUUGCACUCGAUAAUUUUCUUGAAAAAGACGAUGCCUGUGUGUUUAGCCUGGUUAGCCAAAGCGAUAGUGCUGUCGUCUUCAACGUAAGCAUUUUCCGAGUAGUGGAGGAGGUGGUUGCGCCGAAUAGAGUAAUUGGAACCCCCUCAAGGAAAAGCUUGCACCCAAUAUGAGCAGCUGCAAGCCUGCAAACUGGUUUCAAGUGUAAUGAAAGGGAAUUGUUGUUUUGUACUAACUUUAAUCCAAUCAUGUUUUUUGUUCUUAUAUUUGAAAUCUUGAAGUUCAUAACCAAUAUGGUCCGCCAUUCUUGCCUAA
Messenger RNA from Ipomoea nil (Japanese morning glory), 1375 nucleotides. Its product is annotated as B3 domain-containing protein REM16-like. NCBI's taxonomy places the organism in Eukaryota, Viridiplantae, Streptophyta, Magnoliopsida, Solanales, Convolvulaceae. Gene Ontology annotation, molecular function: DNA binding. The record is from RefSeq and is a predicted model, not a curated record. Bases 172 to 1233 code for a protein of 353 amino acids. The transcript is spliced from 5 exons.